Molecule: messenger RNA, 573 nt
Organism: Octopus bimaculoides (California two-spot octopus)
Lineage: Eukaryota; Metazoa; Mollusca; Cephalopoda; Octopoda; Octopodidae
Product: matrilin-1
Source: RefSeq, a predicted model, not a curated record
UCUGUUCCGGCAAGGUCCUCGACCUCGUCAUCGCCGCCGACGCCUCGGACAAGAUCUUCGAGGAAGAGUUCUACUCCCAAAUGGACUUCCUCAAACGAUUGGUCCGAAUCCUCGACGUUUCGAACGCUACGGCCCGUGUCGGAUUCCUAACCUUCGGGAAACGCCUCAGAACAGGCUUCGACCUCACCGAAUCCAACGACGCCGACACCAUCGUUAAUAAAAUCGCCGGGGCCAAGCAGUUAAAGGGUCGCGGCGGGGUCGACGACGCUAUAAAACACAUGCGCACGAGGGGCUUCCGGCGGUCCCUCUUACGGCGCGAGGUCAGCGCGCCCCGUAUAGGGUUAAUCGUGACCGGAACGAAGAAUAAGAACUUGGAGCAGAUCGAAAAAGAGGCGAAGUUUGCCGCGAAGGCCGGGAUAACCUUGUUCGCCGUCGGUGUGUCCCCGCAAGUGUCGAGCGUCCAGCUGGAGCACAUCGUGGCCAGCCAGAAACCCGGGAAGCGCUACUUCCUCGCCAAUUCGUAUAACAACAUCGAUAAUAUUCUACACGAGCUUGCGAUACAGAUAUGUGAAG